Messenger RNA from Gopherus evgoodei (Goodes thornscrub tortoise), 9758 nucleotides. It is a transcript of the gene RAB11FIP5, whose product is annotated as RAB11 family interacting protein 5. Gene Ontology annotation, cellular component: secretory granule; mitochondrion; early endosome. The record is from RefSeq and is a predicted model, not a curated record. The coding region runs from base 373 to 5064 and encodes 1563 amino acids. The transcript is spliced from 6 exons. Gene Ontology annotation, molecular function: small GTPase binding. Gene Ontology annotation, biological process: regulated exocytosis. NCBI's taxonomy places the organism in Eukaryota, Metazoa, Chordata, Testudines, Testudinidae.
GCCGCUGAGUGACGCGGAGGCGCAGGGCGGCCCGGGGAUUUGCUUUGCUGCGGCCGCUGCCUCCGUUCCCCCUUUCCCCGCCCCCUUUUCCCGGGGAGGAAAGUUACUUUGCAGCCGCGGGCCAGGGCGUUUGCAGCUGCGGGGAGCCUCCCUCUUUCCCCGGCCAGGAGUUUGCAGCGUAUCGUCCUCGCAGGGGGCGGGGGAGCGUCUCUCCUCUUCGCAUUGCACCGUCCCCAGCAGGAGCCUCCCGGGUCCUCUGGCGCUCGGGCAGCCUCGCCCCGCGAGCCGGGCUGUGCAUUGCCCUGAGCCGGAGCGAGCCGCCCUUCCGCAGGGGCGCCCCGGGGGGAGCUUCUCCCCGCCCCUCCCGGAGCCAUGUCCCUGCUGCGGGUGGCGGAGCAGGAGCCGCCGCUGCAGCGCUGGCUGCCCACCCACGUCCAGGUGACCGUGCUGCAGGCCCGGGGCUUGCGGACCAAGGGAGGCGGCGGCGGGGGAAAGCCGGGCACCAGCGAUGCUUACACCAUCAUCCAGCUGGGCCGGGAGAAGUACAGCACCUCGGUGGCGGAGAAGAGCACGGGCAGCCCGGAGUGGAAGGAGGAAUGCUCCUUCGAGCUGCCCCCGGGGGCCCUGGAGCGGGAGGAGCCGGCGGACUGGGGAGGGGGCUCCCCCCGGGGCAAGGGGGGCUGCGAGCUGGUGCUCACCGUCAUGCACCGGGCGCUCAUCGGCCUGGACAAGUUCCUGGGCCAAGCCACCGUGCCCCUGCAGCCGGUCUUCAGGGAGAGCCGCUCCAUGAAGAGCCAGUGGCACAAGCUACAUUCCAAGGCCGGGAAAAAGGAGAAGGAGCGAGGAGAGAUCCAGGUCACCAUCCAGUUUACCCGCAACAACCUGACGGCCAGCAUGUUCGACCUUUCCAUGAAGGACAAGCCCCGGUCGCCCUUCGGAAAGCUGAAGGACAAAAUGAAGGGGAAGAAGAAAUACGACUUGGAAUCUGCCUCUGCUAUCAUCCCCAGCAGCACAGGGGCCCUCGACAUGGAGGAGGACUACGAGCUAGGGCGCAAGAAAUCCAAAAGCAAGGGCAGUUUCUUCAAGAACAAACUCCGCAAGUCCUCCCUGACCCAGUCCAACACCUCGCUGGGCUCCGACAGCACCAUCUCCUCAGCCAGCGGUAGCCUGGCUAACAACUUUGGCAUAACCGUCAACGUUCCUGAGGGAACCAAACCCCCGAGUAGACACAGCAGUCUAUCCACAGAGCACUCUGUUAAAGACUAUCUGCCUUCGCCAAAAUUAACCCACAAGAGAGCAUUCAGUGAUGAGAUCUCCCAGGUUAAUGUGGUAGCAGAGCCGAAAGCAAUCCAAAGCCUGAAACCAAAGAAUGACCUUGUCUCCAGAUCCUCUCUCUGUGUCAAUGGAAGCCAUGUUUACAGUGAUGAACCUGCACCAAAGAGCCCGAUGUCUGGCCUACCGAUCUCCUCGCCGUUGUCCCUGCCUCUACAGAAUAUCGCCAGAAAGUCCGAGGAGGGUUUCCAUGCUGGCUUCCCUCCUCCUGACUCUGAAGACCUGCCAUGGGGAGCCAGCAGCUUUGAGAAGGGGCAGCAGAAGGAUGAGCCCAGAUUCCUUCCCUCUCCUCCCAGCUUAGCAGUACAAGAGGAGAACAAGGUCUCAACCAAAGCUGUAACCCUCAGCAACCAUCUAGGCAGAGCCAAGUUGGAAGAAGGCAGCCGCUUAGAGACCAAACCCAUGCAGAUCGCAGCACCGAUGGUCUUCUCCAUGGAGGUGAUGAAAGACAAGCCCCUUGAGGAAACCAGAAAAUCCAAGGUCAGCCUCUUCCACCACGGGGGCGCCAAAAGUGAUGCAGGGAACAAGAGCUUGGGAGAGAAGCUGGGAUCAUCCCUCACCGUAUCUCCACAAGUAACAGCUGCUGGAGAUGAGAAGAGUAAGAGCAGCAGCUGGUUUGGAUCCAAGGACACCAAAGAACCUUCUCAGAAACCCAGUUUCCAGUCUGGGUCGCAUGCUACCAAAGAGGUCGUUGGGCACCUUUACUCCUCUGAGGAUUACAGUCUCUCCGCCUCCAUAGGACUUAACAAACCACAGCAGGAGUCUUCAACCCAAAGCACUGGCGCCCCUAUUCCAGAAGCCACUCCCACAUCCCAAGGACUCCGCCCUCCUCAAGAACAGACUCCUGCUGCCCCUCCCGUCUUUGACUGGGAUGACACCUUUGAUGCCUUUGCAACGAGUAGACUCAAACCAGAAAUUCUAGAGGAAAGCCUUUUGGCGUCUGUAGUUAUGGAGGGCCUGGCCUAUGUCGAUGAUCCAAGUCCAACAGAAAUCCCAGCUGAACUGGUUCAGGAAAACAAGACUGAGAUAGCUAUGGCUGAGCCACAAGCUGCCGAUGAAGUGUCUCUAAGUCCAGGGACCUGGGCAGAUGUCACGAUCUUAAAAGGAAUGGAAGCAAACUUACUGAAAACAGCGCAGGAAGCUACACUGAGAGGUGAUGGUGUGUUGGGUCAUUUGCCUUUAAGUUCUCUGUUGGAGAGUGAGAAAACGAGCACCACUCCACCUUUGUCAACCUGGUCUGCAGUGGGAGCUUUCGGGAAGGAGGAGGAUGCAGCAGCAUUGGCCACUCAAAAUAGUGCCAGAGUGAAAUGGGACAGAGAAACGGUGCAUGGAGAAAAAAUGACUGUAGCAUACAAUGGGGAGGAGCCCAGUAGUGCCGGGGAAGACGAGUGGACGACCACAGGCACAGAAACAAUUGGCGGGCUAUCGGAAAGUGACCGAACCGUUGCCGAGAAGGAACAUGAGGUUCAGGAGAGCAGGUUCAGGCCAUGCCCACCUUCCGAUGAGGGCAUCUUCGAAGAGGAAAGCAGCCCUGUGAGUGCCCCGGAUCUAUUGACCAAAAGCAGUUUAGUCUCGCAGAAACCCAGUGAGGCACUUCCUGGGAAUAACGCUGCCCUACCAUCGUUGGUGUCGAACCUGGACGCAGCAGAGAAGCUGUCAGCUGUAGUCAACGUUGGUGAUGGUCAGGAUUCUAGUAACACAGAGGGGAUGAUUGAUAUAAAGCCAGUUGGAGGUGGGCUUCAGAUUACUGCACACCUGGAGGCAGAUGAAGCCAGCAUGAAACUAGGUUCUGACUUUCACGAGAGAUGCAUCCCCUCCGCUGCAUGGACUGAGACCCCAGAGAGAGAGGAGGAGAGCAGCGGGGCAGCAGGUUUGGAGAUGACCAGGGGGGCACCACCGCCAAAGCCUCAGAGAUGGUUCACACCAGGGGAUUUCAGAGAGGAAGGUGAUGAGGCCAAUUUGGAGACACAGCGGAGCCAGCAAGGCAACGAAUGUCAGUGUGAAAAUGAGGAGGGCCCAGAGGUGGCAAUUCACCUGCAAUAUAUCCCUGUAAGCCGAGAGAAUGUUUCCCCAGUGACUCCCAGCCCACCUGCGUUGGGAGCAGUGAUAAUUGAAGCAAAAGCGAGGUAUGUCCCUUCGGUCGCUGGAGCUGCUGAUUCCCCCUCAGAGGACUGGGUGUCUAGUUUGAAGGCAAGAGCUAAUGAGUUCACAGAACGGGACACCUCUUCUGGGGAAAACCUGCUAGAGGUAAAUGAGGAGGCUGGGGCUGAGCAGUUCGAGACUUGCCCUUCGAAAUUCUCACUAGACAGAUUAGGCCUGCCAGAUGCUGAAGAAGACGCAAACGAAUUGGAAAUGGUAAAGCCCGGCUUCCCUCCCCAGUCACUAAAGUUCACUGAGCGACACUCCGGCACUGAGUGGGGCUUGUCGGAAACUGCACCGGCGUUCCCAGAGAUGAGCGAAACACUCCCUGAGCAGCUGAUUCCAUCAGACCCCGAUACUCCCAGAGAUCCAGAAUCCAGCCAAUCAGUGCUGUUCUGCAUGGCUGUGGAGGAGCAGCGGCCAGCUACGCCCUACCCAAGCCCCAGCCCAGCUAACCAGCUUGAAAGGUCAGCUCUGCAGGAGCAUCCCUCACAGCCAAAGCCUAAACUGAGACAGGGAGAUAAACAGGGCCAUCCUAGCAAAGCAUCAGCCCAGCCAGUCGAACGGGAGCCUCAAACCCUAGCAGCGUUAGUGAGCCCCACCAGGGCGUCGGAGCAGAGUGGCUAUUCAGCUGACAGGCCCGAGCCAUUGUCGAGUCAGCGGCUUAGCCGGUCAGCAGAUCGAGUGAUAGACUUCAAAAAGGCUGACUUCUGGAGGCCAGUGAGCGAGGAGCAGAGCAGAGAGCAGGAGGACAUUUCAACCCUGGGCAACCCUUUCACCCCCAGAGUCAGCCCCUCUUCCCCAAACAAUCCCUUUGUGGAAAAGCCACCAGAUGUGCUCCCGAUUCAGGCCACAUCACCUGAAAUGCCUGGUCAGGGAGGCUUAAACUUCAAAGACCUUCAUGAGGAAGCUGCUCCACAUGGCUUCCCGCCUGCUAACCUCCCAGGGGACCAGCUAGUUGAGUUUCCUUUCUUGCAUGGCAACCAGCCCUUGGCCUUCUCCACACCUUCCCUUGUGGCCGCGACUAACCCCCAGCAGUUCAAUUUCCCUUCCCCCAUCGUGUGCCCUACAACUGUUGGGGUGCCUGCAGUGACCAGCCGGGCAGCAGCCCAGUCCUCCUGCCCUUUGCUGCAGACCGGUGGCAUGAAAGUCUCAACGCUCACGGUUUUGCCCAAGGAGACACAGCCGGCUGAGAAGCCCUCUUUCCAUCAGACAAGCAGUCCUCAUCCAGUGAAGCCCAUAAGUGCUGCUGUGGCAGAGGUCUCUGGGGAGAAGAAGCAGCACAGGUCCACCCUGACCACUGCCCUGAGCAGUGGCCUGGAAAAGCUGAAGACUGUCACCGCGAGUAGCGUGGAGAAAGUGGAGUCCAAGAAGCUAAAGGAUACUGCUCUGCCGGACCAGUCUGCCAAGUAUUAUCACCUGACCCAUGACGAACUCAUCCAGCUGCUGCUGCAGAGGGAGAAAGAGCUGAGCAGGAAGGAGGAGCACGUCCAUGAACUGGAGAACUACAUUGACCAGCUGCUGGUGCGCAUCAUGGAACAGUCUCCCACCCUCCUUCAGAUCCCCCUAGGAAAAAACACGACCAGCAAGUAACUUCUUUUCAGAGAUCUCCUUGGCAUCACUUGCCCCCAGCAUUCCUGGAAUAAACACGCCAAAGACACCUGAUUCUGCCCCUGCAACACACGCUGUCCCCACCUCUUACAAGUGAAACCCAAGAGGGCUCUGGUGGCCCAUACAAAUUCCCCGAGGGUCAGUAAAGACUAGCUGUAUUGCCUAACAAAUGUGCUCUAGCUCCAGGAAACGACCACAUCGGAGCAUAGAACACUGCAGUGCCCAGCCCAGGAACUGGACUUCUCUGCCAUGGCGUGGCAGCAUGGUUCAGGAACAUCUCUUGCCAAAGCUGUAAGGAGUCCAUGGAAGUGGAUGUCUGAGAACUGGAAAUGUGCCAUCUAGCCCCUGACUUCAAGCUACCGGCUGUGCCCGUGUUCCCAAAUGACCCUGGUCUCUCAGAAAUGGGGUGUCCUGGCUUGCUAGAAAGUUCUCUGAAUCACUGCUGCCACAGCUGAGGAACCUUACGUGGGCACCUGAAAAUCACAAGUGUGUGGCUCUUCCCCAUGUUGCUGUGCAUGCUAGCGUGGCAAGGGGCGAAAGGGAGGUCUAGCUUCACCUCUCUUUGUAUUUCGAUGGGAACCGUUUCUUUGCCAGCCCAUAGGAAAGGGUCCCCCAUCCAAUUAGCAGGCUCCUCUCUGAGCACUAAGUCCCUGGCCAUAUGGGAGAUGAGACAAGAAGUGUCACUGAUGAAAUUGGCUGAGUGCGACUAAGCAUGUGUCAGUGCUGGAGCACGAGCUGCAUUGGUAACUUUACUGCACGUUUGCCUCUGUGACACAACCAACUCUUCCUUACCCAGCUCACAACAGAAAUUCAUCCCCAGGGCUUCCAGGGAAGGAGUCUGUUGAUGUUCAUGCAGCAUCUGUCCCAUAGAACUUCCUUCACAAAGCCACCUUAUCCAGCACCGAUGUGUGUGCUGCAGGCACACACUAUGGACUCUUGUUGGCAUCAGUCACAGCUGAUAUUUCUGCACAGUAUUAUCUCAUUAUACGCCUCUUUCCGUGUUUACAGGGAGUGUUUGAAACCACCAUGGCCCUUGACACUACUUGCCUACUUCUUUGUAUGUGUCUUUUUUUAAUAAGCCUGGAAGAUGCCGUAAGAAACAGAAGCUAGAGUGUGACUGCUCAGCCCUGUCUGCGUGCAUGACAGCCCUUUUAGCCAGACGCCAGACAGCUACAAUCUGUAAUAAACUAGCAAUUCACCACUCUAAAAUACCCCCAGGAUUAACAUUAUGUUUAGGGCUUUCUCCCAUCUAUUUUGACAUCAAGACUCUUAAGUCUUGUGCCAGUGCCUAGAUGUUUCACUGGGCCAGCACUCUCAGGAGGUGUAUAUGUAGCGCUAGAUUUUGGGGCCUCGAUGAACAAGCUCCUCGUUGGCUGGCUGGUUUAGUAGUUGCAAAUGUGAGUCCGAGGCUUGACUAUGAGUGGUACACCUGGCCACAGCAAAAAACACCAUAGCUGCUGGUUCUGAUGUGCACUUGUGCGGGGACAGAAGUUGCUGUUGUCUUCCAUUUUGGCUUUUAACGUGUCAGUUUCUUCUCUCUGCUCCAUCAAGGCAUUGGGUGGCGGGUCCUCUUGCAGGUGAAGAAGCGGCCGUGUUAUCUCAUCGAGACGGUGAGGACAGGGCCUGGCACCUAACUCAACUUGGACUUCAGUGUCCUCAGCCUGGCAUAGGGCCAUUGUUUCCACUGGAGCCCCUGGAGUUUUUAAGCCUUUUUCACAUUCUUUCACUGUUACCUGUUUAAAUGUAUUAAAAGCGACUUUGGAAAGUUGUGCCUUUUGUAAUAGAAUAAGGGCAGUUUCCUGCUAAAAUGGUUGAUUCUUUAAACCCAGCCUGCAAGCCAAUGUAUCAUUGCCCUUACCUAGCCCAGCCUUGCAAAAUUCUACUUGCCCCCAGGCUCAGGUAAGUUGGGGGCGGGUUUGUUUGUUUUUUAAGGCAGAUAAAACCAACCAUCCUGGGCAAAGGGUGAGCAAGUCUCUUUGUGUUCCGGGGGUGGGACGCUUUUAUGUAAGGCUGGUGUAAAUGAGGUUUUCCAGAAGGAUAGUAAUACAAGGUGUAUGUGCCAAGGUCAAUGGUGCCUGGGUAAAGCUAGUGCUAGAACCUGUUAGAGAGUCAUGCCCAAUGGAAGCGUGAGUCUGCCAGGAAGGAGAGAGCUUUUGGAACAGGAGGCAGCAUGUUGAUGGGUGAAGAGGUUUUAAAAGGGGAUCUGAUAUUACAGUAAUUGAGGAUUUCUGGCCAUGAGCAUUUUGGUCCUAUUUGCCUUUGUUUCUAAUAGGAAGUCUGGGGUAUGCACUUGUCUGCCUGCAUUGUUGUUUGUGUGCAUGUGUCUCGGGGAGGGUGGGGGUAUGUUUAUAUUGUACAGUUUAGGGUUUUAAGAAAUGUAUCCAGCUUUUUUUCUUCAUACAAGUUCAAGUACCAAGAGCUUCUCUUUGCACGUACAAUCAAAAGGUUCCCCUGAAGUGAGAGCCAGGUCCCUUUCCUGGUUGUAUGCCUCUUGGAAAAGGUCUUCCUUUUAUUUGAGGAGUUGCAUCCAGUCUGGUUUAAGGAGGCAAAAUUUGUGUAAAAACAAUUGUGCAACUAAACCUACCACACCAGGGUGUGGAAGGGAGGGCAUGGUCAAAGACAGGUGAGCUGGAAUAUGGAGGCCUGUGUCAGAUGGGCAUUAUAAAGGAGGGAAAUCGGUAGUAUUUCAUCUCUGAGAAUAAAUGUGUCCACACUAGCUUUUCGGCAGCCUGUUUAUAAAAGAUGCCUACCCUGUUCUGUCUGUCCUCUGAAAUAUACCUGCUUCCCUGUGGUGGCACAACUCACCGAUGGGGGACUGCCAUCAUUUCACUGUUCUUCCAGUGUAUCAUGCAGCAGAAACAUACGAGACCAGAUCAUGCUGCCUGGUGCCAAACCGUUCCUCCUGUUGGCUUGAUCCCUGGACGGCCUCUAGAGCCAAUUAAUUGCUCUCUUGGAUAGUCUUUCUUGUAGGAUUUUGUUUAGUCUUCUCAUCCUGAGGACUGACUUAUUGUAGGUGCUUUCCACACCCACACAAGUGCCAGUGUUUUUAAAGAGCUCUCUGCACCCCCUAUCCGCUGCUUCUUAAUCCUUUUGUUAUGAUUUAAUCACAUCUACAAAAUCUCUCUGCCUUAGUUGGUUUUCUGCCUUUUCAAAGCUUGAAUGUUGGGCACUUUAUUUAGUCAAGAUAACCCUGAAGAACUGCAUCACAAAGAACUGUACCAGGACAAUGGCCUUGUUGAACGAGAAGUGUGUUUCCUUUCCUCCUCCCUCUGUAUGUCACUGCUGUGGGAUUGAACCCCACAGACCACCUUGCAUCAAAAGAAUCCACUCAGUGAAAAGUUGUACAUAGCUGAAAACGCUGCCAAGUGGAUACAAUAGCUUUAAAAUCUCCAUGCCUUGAUUCUACACUAGCAGAGAUGCUCUGAGAAGCCACUUGGGAGACUCAGCCUUCCUGGUGGAGCAGGUUCAGCACGGGCAGCAUGGCAUCUGAGUUAACCAAAGUUAGUGUGUGAGCAGUAUGACACAAACCAAAUGAUUGUCAUGGCUAAGAGGGUGUUGUCCCUCCCCUGUGUUGGGUAUCAUCUAAUUGACCGUUAGACUGUUCAGAAGUCAGGCAUUUGUGAUUGAAUGUUGGUUAGGGAAAGGCAUCCUUGAGGAGAGGUGUCUUUGGUAAGUCCCAUUUACUGUUUUGUCCUCCAUUUCUCCACUGCCUUACAAAUCUUUCUCCCCAAGUGAUUAUGCGCCACAUAACGGAGCAGAGAAUGUUAAAUAUGCCACAAGUGUCCAGAGUGUUAAACCAGAGUGGCUAUUUAAUUAACUUCAUCUGGUACUAAAAAAAAUGUAUUGGAGAGGCUGAUGUGAAGAUUUUAAAAUGUAGAUGUCUUACAAAAAGGAGGCAGGGGAGAGUAGAGUACCACAGAAACGUAUUUGUUCUAAAAACGAUUGAUGCUCCUCUCCUGUGUCCGUAUUUAAAGGAGGCAGUUGUGUAAAAACCAGUUGAAAGUAUGUCACCAUUGUCCCUAUGUACCAAUCUAAUGCUGGAACUGUCUUGGUGAGGGUUCGUCACUGUAGGUGAGGUGACUUUAGUAUGUAUAGAUCACCUUCUGCUGUCAACAGUGUGGCUGUUUAUUCAGUUUGAAACAAGGCCAUUCCCGUAACUUUGUCUUUCAUCCCAGUAUAGUCGGCCUCUUCCCCCCACAACUGCUUUGCAGGGUUUUUCUGCAGAUGUGCAGCGCCAUGCUUUGUUGUCAGCCCAUAGGGUCAGUUAACUUUUUUUAAAAGGAAGCCCAUCAAGCAGUCUGUUUCUUUAUUUUCUCUUUUGGCCAGGGGUGAAGGGAGUAUAGAAGAUGUCCAGUGAUGACCUUAAACUGGAACAAACCGGAAGGGAUUUGGAUACUGAACAGUGUCUUGUAAACCCCGUCUAUUUGAGUUGGAUGAUACUGUGUUUUUUUUUUACAAACAAGAUGUUCUGUGCUAUAAACAUGUUGGAAAUGCACCCAAAAAAACAGGGUUAAGACUGUUCAAAUCUGGGGGGUAUGUUGAUUUCCCUAUUCUUCACAGAGUUGGAAAGUGUUCUGCUUAUGUUUCUUGAUUUAAUAGUUGCAACUAAUGUUUAUAAAGAGCUUGUUAUUUACGUUUUAAGCACUUUAAAAAAAAUAAAAAUUGUUCAAACUGUU